Brachypodium distachyon (stiff brome) is the source of this 2251-nucleotide messenger RNA. Its product is annotated as putative glucuronosyltransferase PGSIP8. NCBI's taxonomy places the organism in Eukaryota, Viridiplantae, Streptophyta, Magnoliopsida, Poales, Poaceae. Bases 398 to 1798 code for a protein of 466 amino acids. Gene Ontology annotation, molecular function: glycosyltransferase activity. The record is from RefSeq and is a predicted model, not a curated record. The transcript is spliced from 5 exons.
UUUUUUUUCACGUGAAGCGCAAUUAUCAGGGAGCCAGCUCAAGCAUAAACUGAAGCGCAGGAGACUUUCGCAUCUCGCUUCUCCUGCUCUUCCCCCGGCCACCUCCACUCAACUGCCUCCACCUUUCCAUUCACGUUGAAGCCAAACUGGAACAAAGAAAAAGAAGCAGCAGAAAAAAGAAGGAGAAAACAACGCGCCGCUCCAGCUCCAGCUCCAGCUCCCGAGACAGCGCACCGGCGACCGACCUGCUCCGGCCAUUCCCGCGGAGCUCCCCGGCCCCCGCCCGCCCGCGCGCUCGCCGCCGCCUGGUGAUGCUCCGGGGCCCCUGCCUGGCUCCGGCGAUCCUCGCUUCGUAGCUAGAUAGAUCUGAGGCGCGGGAGAUUCCCCGGCGCGCGGGAUGGGGCGGCGUGUAGGGUUGUGGUGGCUCGUCGUGGCGUGGGUCGCGGCGGGGGCGUUGGCUGCGGCGGAGGAGGAGGGGGUGGUCGCGGGGCGACGGCACGCGUACGCCGCGAUGAUGUACAUGGGCACGCCCCGGGACUACGAGUUCUACGUGGCCACGCGCGUCAUGAUGCGGUCGCUGCGGGGGCUCGGCGCCGAUGCAGACCGCGUCGUGAUCGCCUCGCUCGACGUCCCGCCGCGCUGGGUCCAGGCGCUGAAGGAUGAUGGUGUGAAGGUGGUCUCUGUGGAUAAUUUAAAGAAUCCUUAUGAAAAACAAGAAAACUUCAACACACGAUUCAAGUUGACUUUAAACAAGCUGUAUGCUUGGAGCUUAGUUUCCUAUGAUCGAGUUGUUAUGCUCGACUCUGACAACAUGUUUCUCCAGAACACUGAUGAAUUGUUUCAGUGUGGCCAAUUCUGUGCUGUCUUCAUCAACCCUUGUAUCUUCCAUACGGGUCUCUUUGUACUGAAGCCCUCAAUGGAUGUUUUUAACAACAUGCUCCAUGAGCUAGCUGUUGGACGUGAAAAUCCAGAUGGUGCAGAUCAGGGCUUCCUUGCUAGCUAUUUCCCGGACUUGCUUGAUCAACCAAUGUUCCACCCACCAGUUAAUGGCACUAAGCUUGAUGGAACUUAUCGCCUUCCUCUAGGCUAUCAGAUGGACGCAUCUUACUAUUAUUUGAAGCUCCGCUGGAGUAUUCCUUGUGGACCAAAUAGUGUGGUUACAUUUCCAAGUGCUCCAUGGUUAAAACCAUGGUACUGGUGGUCUUGGCCAGUUUUACCUCUGGGGCUUUCUUGGCAUGAACAACGUCGUGAAAACCUAGGGUAUUCAUCGGAGAUACCUGUGGCAUUAAUACAGGCUCUACUGUAUAUUGGAGUCAUUGCAGUCAACCGGCUAGCACGGCCCAGUUUGUCAAAGAUGUGCUACAACAGAAGAACAGAGAAAAACACUAUGUUCUUACUCACUGCACUCAGAGUAGUGGCAGCAUGGUCCAUACUUGCAGCUUACACCAUUCCCUUCUUCCUCGUCCCACGGACUGUGCAUCCGCUGUUUGGCUGGCCGCUGUACCUGCUAGGGUCUUUCUCUCUUUCUUUAAUUGUGAUCAAUGUCUUCCUCCUUCAACCCCUUGCUGUCCUGACGACAUGGAUUGGGAUCAUCGGCACACUCUUUGUGAUGGCAUUCCCAUGGUAUAUGAACGGCGUCGUCAGGGCAUUGGCAGUGUUUGCCUAUGCGUUUUUCUGUGCGCCCGUAGUUUGGGCAUCUUUGGUCAAGACAAUGAGCUCCUUGCAGAUCCUAAUUGAGAGGGACGCAUUCAGGCUUGGAGAACCUAACCAGACGGCUGAGUUCACGAAGCUUUACUAAGGUGGGCACUGCUGCAGAUACAUAUGGUCACUUCCAGUGUCAUUCAAUUUGAUCAGCUAAUCCCAAUUUACGUUGGCGAUUCUGAUAGCCAAUUUAGUUGUACAAGUAAACCGCUGGGUUUGGGAACUACAGUUUUUGUUGUACCUCUUCAACACCAUCUCGGACCCAUGAUUGUCCUCUUGACGUGUAGAUGAUGUAUACAGUGGCAAUGGCAAGGGAAGGUGGAGUUUGGUGCUUCUGCAAUCUGCAUGUGUUUUGGGUGUGGUACUGUGGGGCACUACACUAGAUUUUUCCUUUCUUUUUUUGUUCUUUGUUUCCUGAUUUACCAUUACUCGAGAAAAGAAGGCCAACAUGUUCUUGACUUUGAUGUAACUGAAAUCUUCAGUUCCGCUAUCAUGGAAACUGGCCGAAUUAAUUUUGUCGGUGCUCUUGGGAAAUACUCUCUGAACACUC